UAUAGCGGUGUGUAUAUCACGGCUUGUAGUGUCUCAAUAGGGCGACACAAUACUGGACUAUCGAUGGACUUGAAUGGAAAUGUCGUAUUCGAUGGGAUUUUUAAAGCAGAGUAUUUUAUGUGAAUUUUUACUAUCUUUAAAUUGUGGUCAUUCAUCACACGAAUCAAUGAACGUGUCCAUUGCCCCUAAUGAAGUGUGAAAUCAAAUCACAGUGAUAAUCACACAGGCAGGGCACUCGCUGGACGCUACAGUAGUAUAUGUGAGAUGAAGGCCCAGCGAUGCUGCUGAGAUCCCCUCUGCCUCCUCGCCUCUGACGCCAUCAUGCUGAAGACGGAGGCCUUGGGGGAGAGGACCGCUCUCCGGAGCGCCUCCCCUCACCGCAAUGCCUACAGGACAGAGUUCCAGGCCCUGAAGAAGGCCUUCGACCAGCCGCCCCGGCAGGACGGCAAGGAGCCCCAGCUCAAGGACACCGAGCGGGUCACCCAGCGCCGGGGACGACAGUAUGGAGCCCACGUCAGCCGCAUCAAGGACAUGUUCAUGCAGAUGCAGGGCACAGAGAGCGCCGGCGCCACCACCAGGCAGGAAGACCCGUCGCCUCAGAAGAUGACGAAGCCCACCAACUUCAUCAACAAGGCAGAUGGCUCGGUCAUCAAGCUGACGCAGCACCCUACAGCGGACCGAACCAACGCAGGGUCAAAGGUCAUAGAGACCAGGAGGCUGUUUGAGCAGCAAUCGCGCGAAGCCUCCCAGUCACCCGUCUACUCCUACGGUCGGGAGAAGAGGGGUUCUUAUGAGCAUCUGGAUGACUGGCGAGGGGCUCGCUCCAACAGGGGCAGCACAGACUCCCUGGACUCGCUGUGUUCCAGAACGGAAGCCCAGUCACCCACAGUGAGCCAGCUGAGCGCUGUGUUUGAGAACGUCGACCAACAGGGAGGGGGAGGAGGGGGCGGGGUUCAGUUCCGGCGAGGCUAUGGGGGCCGGGCACUAUACUCCCCUGACAAUUUCCACCGGCACGGCGACGUCAGCGAAGACGACUCACGCCAGUCCCCGGUGCGUGGCGGAGGGUGCAGGAACCGCGUGGGGGGCAAAUUCCCUAUAUCCUCGUCCUCAGAGGACCUCCUCAGCCCCAGCCCGCUGUCAGAGGCAGUGGAGCUAAAACCCGUCCCGCAGGAGGAGAAGCCUCAGGAGAGAGAGGAGACAGCAGGGGAGUUAGGACAGAGGGACAGAGAGAGACAUCCCGUAGGGCCAACCACCAACGGAGGCGAGGUGAACGGAUCGUGUGAGGAGAAACCGGCGGAGGAAACCGACAACGUCAGAGAGACGGAGGGAGUCUGCAUGGACUCAAGGCCCACGAAUGACGCCACUCUCAUGGACAAGACUUUUGAGGACACCCCUGAUACCCCAGCUACCCCAGCCACCCCAGCCAAGGAUGAAGCCCAGGAUGAGACAGAGGUCCUUGGGGAGGAGGUGGAGAAGGCCUCCUCCAGGCCCAGGAUUUCUCCAGAGGACCAGGCAGAAGAGCCCAAUGAGGAAUACAUUGGGAACGAAAGGGUGAUUUUUAAUGCGGACGGGGACGCUUGCUACAAGGGCUGGGGGGAGAGCUGUACUGACCUUGACGAUGACCUUUAUGGUGACGAUGAUGUCAUCUAUGACCCUGGGAAUGAUCUUACUGAGAUCCCUGGUCUACCAGAAGAAGAGAAGGAGGAUAUCCCUCAUAAGAGGAAACUACGCUUCAGCACCAAACCCAUGAUGGUGUUCAACACCUACUGUAACGAGGACUAUGACAGGAGGAAUGAGGAGGUGGACCCGGUGGCCUCGUCAGCAGAGUACGAGCUGGAGAAGAGGGUGGAGAAACUGGAGCUGUUCCCUGUAGAGCUGGAGAAAGAUGAAGAUGGCCUUGGUAUUAGCAUCAUAGGGAUGGGAGUGGGUGCAGACGCCGGUCUGGAGAAACUGGGCAUCUUUGUCAAGACUGUCAUUGAGGGCGGGGCGGCUGAGAGAGAUGACAGGAUCAAGGUGAACGACCAGAUCGUGGAGGUGGACGGCACCAGUCUGGUGGGGGUGACCCAGAGCUUUGCUGCCUCUGUCCUGAGGAACACCCAGGGAGUGGUCAGGUUUGUGAUUGGUCGAGAGCGUCCGGGCCAGGUGAGCGAGGUGGCUGCUCUGAUCCAACAGACUCUGGAGCAGGAGAGGAGACAGAGAGAGAUGCUGGAGCAGCAGUACGCCCAGUAUGACGCUGAUGACGAUGAGACAGGGGAGUACGCCACUGAUGACGAGGAGGAGGAGGCAGGGCCAGCUGCGGACAGGGGCGGGGACGGGGAGGGCGAUGGCGAGAAGAGCAUUGAGGUGUUCGAUUUGCCAGAAACGGAUGACAUCAUUUCCCCCUCAGAGUUGGAUGCCACCAAACUCUACCAGAAGUUCAGAGAGCUGCAGAUCAAGCACACUGUCACCGAAGCAGAGAUACAGAAGCUCAAAAACAAGCUUGCAGCGGUGGACAGGGAGAAGGCACGCUGGGAGAAGGAGAAGAGCCAGCUGAAGGCCAGCAUGGAGGAGAACAAGGAGAGGAUGCUGAAGCUGGAGAGUUACUGGAUCGAGGCCCAGACCCUGUGCCACACGGUCAACGAGCACCUGAAGGAGGCCCAGUGUCAAUACACCACCCUAGAGAAGAAAUACAACAAGGCCAAGAAACUCAUCAAAGACUUCCAGCAGAAGGAGGUGGAGUUUGUCCAGAAGGAGGAUGCAGAGAGGAAGAGGCUGGAGGAUGCAGAGAAGUCCCACCUGGAAGAGAUCCAGGGACUGCAAGUCAGGAUUGCAGCCCUGGAGUCUGAGCUGAUGCAACUGAUGAAACAAAAUGGCAUCCAGGUGAACAACAACAACAACAGUGCCCAACAGAGUCCUGGGAAGGCCGGUCCUGCCAGAGAGCUGAAUGAGGAGGUUCCCCACACUGGGAGCAGACAGAGCCUCUCCAGAGGACGACUACAGAACAGCAUCAGCUCUGCAGAGGGAGAGGCAUCAGAGUGUCCUGGCAGUACUCGUUCGUCCGUCCGGAGUGCAGCCUCCAGGGCCCCUGGCAGUGCUGAGGGCUCCCCCAGACACACCCUCUUCCAGCAGGCUGCAGACAACGACGGGUCUCAGUCUCCUGUGGUGUCCAGCCCCUCUCUCAGCCUGGAGGAGAAGACCACCAGCAGAGGUCUGGACCCACUUAGACCAAACAAAGGGAAGGACCCCAGAAGCUCACCUGGAAACAGUUCUACAGAGCCCUCUGCUGAGAAUAGCCCAGAGAAACUCAAGGCCAAGGGUCCUGUGGUGAAGGAUGAUCUGAGUGCCAGCAGUAGCAGCUCAGGGGAGGUCUGUGGUCUGCUGACUGAAGCCAAGAUGUCCGGUCGCUCACACACCCUGGUGCUCUCCUCAGACGAGAGUCUGGAUAUGAUAGACGACGAGAUCCUAGAUGAGGGCCAGUGCCCCAAGCAGCACCAGUGGCAGAAUCUCAGUGUGACAGAGUGGACCUCCCAGCAGGUGUCUCGCUGGCUCAUGGGACUAAACCUGGAGCAGUACAUCCCAGAGUUCACGGUCAAGAAUGUGGACGGAGACCAGCUACUGCAGCUGGACAGUACUGAGCUCAAGACCCUUGGCGUUGCCUCCUUCCAGGACCGGGCUCUGAUCAAGAAGAAGGUGAAGGACCUCAAGGUCCUGAUGGAGAAGGCUCGGAGGAACCGGCAGAAACUGGACAAACAGCGAGAGAAGCUCCGCAAGAAAGAGCUUGAGCAGCAACAGAAACAAGCCCACAAACCCAGCAGCAAGGGCCACUCCGAAACAGCAGAGGGCGCAGCAGAGUAACCCACGCCUUUAAGACCUACCUCUCCUUGUCUUUCUACCGACCACGGGUACAAAGUAACAUCUCCAGGGAUAGAAGCAGUCAACAGAACCACUGAGCUGAUAUACCAGAUGUAUAUGUGAUAUGUCUAUGAUUAGAACACCUAACAGGGCUUGAGUUCAGGCUGUGGAGUCCACUACUACUGGAGGCUGUCGAGCUACUGUACCACCGAACAGAUGAUUCUGAAAUGAGCAGACAGUUGGAAAGAUGCUGCCCACCCACCCGUCUGCCUCUCACCUCAUUGUACAUCCUCGUAGUGUUUCCAAACCUCCUGCUCCAUUACAUUCUAUUUAUUUUGCUGUAAUUUAGAUGUAUUUAUUCACUCUGAGUAUCUUUUUAAAGGUCUUCAUCUUGAGACAUAUCACACCUGUCUGUGGUCCUCCUCUUUCUAUGAUGUGUUAUACAGUUGAAGUCGGAAGUUUACAUACACUUAGGUUGGAGUCAUUAAAACUUGUUUUUCAACCACUGAA
Messenger RNA from Coregonus clupeaformis (lake whitefish), 4341 nucleotides. It is a transcript of the gene ppp1r9a, whose product is annotated as protein phosphatase 1, regulatory subunit 9A. Lineage: Eukaryota; Metazoa; Chordata; Actinopteri; Salmoniformes; Salmonidae. The record is from RefSeq and is a predicted model, not a curated record. Bases 322 to 3834 code for a protein of 1170 amino acids. The transcript has 19 exons. Gene Ontology annotation, cellular component: actin cytoskeleton; postsynaptic density; cytoplasm. Gene Ontology annotation, biological process: calcium-mediated signaling; actin filament organization; neuron projection development. Gene Ontology annotation, molecular function: actin filament binding.